Molecule: messenger RNA, 726 nt
Organism: [Torrubiella] hemipterigena
Lineage: Eukaryota; Fungi; Ascomycota; Sordariomycetes; Hypocreales; Clavicipitaceae
Source: the annotation of a GenBank genome assembly
AUGCCCCCGAUCCGCGCUCACAGCACGCUCAUUAUUGGCGGCGCUCAAAUAUUCAUCGCUUCCUCGAAUAAUGACCGCGUGGAAAGCACUGUCCAGAAAAUUAAAGCUUCAGACCCAAACACAAGCUUAAAGGGCUUCACGAUUGACCUCGAGGCCGCUUACGUCGAAGAGCGCCUCGAGAAACUCUUUGCCGAUGUUGUCGAAGCGAAUGGCGGCGAAAGGCUUGACCAUAUUGUAUACAUAGCCGCACGCUUUGAUUUCAGGCCUGUCAACGCCGUGACGGUAGAGUGGUUAAGAUCUCGCGCUAUGAACCAGUUUUUCAUUGUGGUUCCGCUACUCAUCGCUAAAGUAGGGACGCGAUUCCUCAAAGAAAGCUACAAGAGCUCACUAAUCUUUACGAGCGGGCGCAUCACCGAAAAGGCCGUAAAGGGUCUUGCUGUUGCGGCUGCAUAUAGCACCGGACUUGCAGGUUUGGUCAAGACGCUUGCAUUGGAAGCAGCACCUAUUCGCGUAAAGCUGGUAAGCCCUGGAACGACGGAUACAGAGGUGCAAGGCCCAGAUGGUAGCGAAAAGCGUUUGAAAAGUAUGGCAGCGGCGGGUGCGUCCUCUAUUCUGGGGAAAGUCGGUGCGCCAGAAGAAGUGGCAGAAGCGUAUCUAUAUUUGAUGAAAGACUGGAACGCAACGGGCUCUGUGGUGAGCACAAGUGGUGGAGUUUUACUUCAGUAG